AGAGUUGCUGGCCUGAUGGACGCGGAGAGCCUCCUCCUGUCGCUGGAGCUGGCGUCGGGCAGUGGGCAGGGCCUCAGCCCCGACCGCCGGGCCUCGCUGCUCACUUCCCUCCUGCUAGUGAAGCGCGACUACCGAUACGAUCGGGUCCUGUUUUGGGGUCGCAUCCUCGGCAUGGUCGCGGAUUACUACAUCGCACAGGGCCUGAGUGAGGACCAGCUCGCACCACGCAAGACACUCUACAGCCUGAACUGCACCGAUUGGAGCCUCUUGCCCCCCGCCACAGAGGAGACGAUGGCACAGACAGCCAUGGUGAAGGGCCGCUUCAUGGGGGACCCAUCACAUGAGUAUGAACACACCGAAAUCCAGAAAGUGAAUGAGGGUGAGAAGAUCUUUGAAGAAGAAGUAGUGGUCCAGGUCAAGGAAGAGACCCGCUUGGUGUCCAUCAUUGACCAGAUUGACCAGGCUGUGGCCAUCAUCCCCCGAGGUGCCCUCUUCAAGACCCCUUUUGGACCCUCUAAUGUUAACCGAACUUUUGAAGGACUGUCCUUGUCUGAAGCCAAGAAGCUCAGCUCUUACUUCCACUUCAGGGAGGCUAUCGACUUGAAGAAUAAGACCUUGCUUGAGAAGGCUGACCUGGACCCCUCCCUGGACUUCAUGGACUCUUUGGAGCAUGACAUCCCCAAAGCAGGGUCAUGGAGCAUCCAGAUGGAGAGAGGCAACGCUUUGGUUGUUCUGCGCAGCCUGCUCUGGCCAGGCCUCACCUUCUACCAUGCUCCCCGCACCAAGAACUACGGCUACAUCUAUGUGGGCACGGGAUAUGUGGGAUGUUCCCCUGGAGCUAUAUAAGAAAGGGAAGAUCAUUUGCCACUCAAUUAUUCCACUUGGUGGAUCUCUGGUGCUUCCUGCUUUUAACCUCUGGCCUCAGUCGCUGCUCCAAGCUGGACCCACUGAAGGACCUCAGAAUUAGAUGCCUGCCCUCAGGGCUCUCAGCUCAGAAGAGAGACUCAAAAAUUGGUGGAGGUCCUGGAAGGUGAUCUUGUCCAGACCCCGACCUGCAAGCAGGCCUGGGCUGGGAAUGGCCUGCCCUUUCCUCAAAAAAAUUUCUGUAGAGGGGACUUCUUGAGCCCUUUUUCCUACUUCUCAACCUUAGUCUCUGGCUGGGCAGGACUCUUCCAUCUCAUUUGUGCAGUGGCCAGGCCACUGGGUGACAUAUGCUGUAUUUUGUAGACCUAUGAGGCAAUGUAAGUAGCUGGGGGCAUGUUCUCUGGAUUCAUACUGGGUACAAAUCCCAGCUCCGUUGCUUGUUAGCUAUGUGAUGUUGGGGACUCCUUAAUCACUCUGUGCCUUAGUUUCCUCAUCUGUACAACAGGAAU
This is a messenger RNA of Marmota flaviventris (yellow-bellied marmot), 1373 nucleotides long. RefSeq names its product radial spoke head component 9 (gene Rsph9). Lineage: Eukaryota; Metazoa; Chordata; Mammalia; Rodentia; Sciuridae. Gene Ontology annotation, biological process: cilium movement involved in cell motility; axoneme assembly; motile cilium assembly. The record is from RefSeq and is a predicted model, not a curated record. Gene Ontology annotation, cellular component: axoneme.